GCAGGUUUGGGCUGCGUCACAUGCGUCUGGCUUCAAAUGGGUGUGAGUUAAACUUAAUCAGGAGUUUCUUCGUUAAAAGUGCUGAGAGGGGGUGAGGCUGACGGUUGUUUCCCAUGUUCAGGAUGUGAUGGAUCAGUUUUUUUCUCUUCACUUUUCUCUUUGCUUAAAGACAAAUAUUUACAGACCCGUUUUAAUCCAGAGGCUCGUCACAUAUGUCAACCGAAAUAGCUCUAAUUUAAUAAAAAUCCUUGGUGGUAACGUGUUGUUUCACUUACGCUUGCAGGAUGAGGGCAGCAUGAGCGGCCUCGAAUGUGCCUUUGGGAGUAGUUAGCCUUUCGCUCUUGAUGAGGAGAAGACGUCGGCCAUCCGCUUGAAGGGCCAAGCUCCAGCGACCCAGGAGCCGUGGAUCUUCUGACUUCCGAGAGCAGCGGAGCACGAGUGGAGCAGAGGGUGUGUGUGCACCACGACACGUUGGAAGGAAGGCUGAUGUAGAGAAAUAACAACACGAUUCAGACUUCUAUAUUGAUUUCCUGCUGAAGAUUGGGCCCUCACACAUAACCUUUACCCUAGGAUCAUCAUUGAGAUUUUGGAGGAUUGAACAAAAGCAUCUGGUCGGGAACGUCGUUAUGAAGGAAGAGACAAGACCCUGCCUGAGGAGGCACAUAUGAGAAUAACAGAAAGGAGCCUGUGGAUAAAUACAGAAGAGCAGCUGAGGAGGCCUGGAAACUGAGUUUUGGAAGGAUUCAGAAACCCGACAAGCAACCACCACACUGCGGGUACACGGCAGAGGUGUCCGCCAAGCCUGUCUGCCCAGAGUCAAGCCCUUCUCCACUGUCUACGGUUUUGAAAGUCUUCGGCGCUGAGUGACCAGCACAGAAAGCUCUCGCCAGCCAGGGAGCACAGGGCUCUUUCCUCUCAGUGUUGGGUGAUGGAAAUGUGCUGGAACGAUGGGAGAAGCUGGUAACUUAUAGGAAGCCAAGAUGACAAGAAUUCUUUUACAUAAUCAAAGGAAGACGGCGGGGGCGCCAUGAGGUGAGCGCCCAGAGCCGCCCCGUGCCCCUGCCACGCACGUCCCCCCCCCGCCGGCAUGAGGCCGGCCAGCAUGGGUGCGCCGCCGCGGGACCGCUGACCCCCGCCCGCCGGGACCAUGAAGGAGGUGGAGUACUGGUCCCCCAAGAAGGUGGCAGACUGGCUGCUGGAGCACGCCAUGCCCGAGUACUGUGAGCCCCUGGAGCACUUCACAGGCCGGGACCUGAUCGGCCUGACCCGGGAGGACUUCGCGCGGCCGCCCCUGUGCCGCGUGUCGGCCGACAGCGGGCAGCGGCUCCUGGACCUGAUCGAGACGCUGAAGGUGGAGCAGCACAUGGAGGCGCACAAGAACGGCCAUGCCAACGGGCACCUGGGCGCAGGGGCGGCCGGCCCCGGCCCCACGGGCGGCUUCGGCCUGCAGACCAAGCCCAAUGGGGUGCCCAACGGCUACAGGAAGGAGAUGAUCAAGAUCCCCAUGCCCGAGCCCGAGCGCUCCCAGUACCCCAUGGAGUGGGGCAAGACGUGCCUGGCCUUCCUGUACGCGCUGUCCUGCUUCGUCCUCACCACGGUGAUGAUCUCGGUGGUCCACGAGCGAGUGCCUCCCAAGGAGGUGCAGCCCCCGCUGCCGGACACGUUUUUUGACCAUUUUAACCGGGUGCAGUGGGCCUUUUCUAUCUGUGAAAUUAAUGGCAUGAUCCUCGUAGGACUCUGGUUAAUUCAGUGGCUGCUCUUAAAAUACAAGUCUAUUAUUAGCAGAAGAUUCUUCUGCAUAGUUGGCACGCUGUACCUGUAUCGCUGUAUCACAAUGUAUGUGACCACACUCCCAGUGCCCGGCAUGCAUUUCAACUGCUCUCCGAAGCUUUUUGGAGACUGGGAAGCCCAGCUGCGGAGAAUAAUGAAGCUCAUCGCUGGCGGUGGCCUGUCCAUCACUGGUUCUCACAACAUGUGUGGGGAUUACCUGUACAGUGGCCACACGGUCAUGCUCACACUCACCUACCUAUUUAUCAAAGAGUAUUCCCCUCGACGACUCUGGUGGUACCACUGGAUUUGCUGGCUUCUCAGCGUGGUUGGGAUCUUCUGCAUUCUCUUAGCGCAUGACCACUACACUGUGGAUGUGGUGGUGGCGUACUACAUCACCACGAGACUCUUCUGGUGGUACCACACUAUGGCCAAUCAGCAAGUGCUAAAAGAAGCCUCCCAGAUGAACCUCCUGGCCAGGGUGUGGUGGUACCGGCCAUUUCAGUACUUUGAAAAGAAUGUGCAAGGAAUCGUACCUCGGUCUUACCACUGGCCCUUCCCCUGGCCAGUCGUCCACCUCGGUCGCCAAGUCAAGUACAGCCGCUUGGUGAAUGAUACGUAACGGCGGGACCCAGCGGGGGAGCGAGGAACUGUCCCAAGUGCUAAGAACUCCAUGAGAGAAGAUGCCAUAAACAAACACCUCCCUAAUCCUGUUCUCUUUCAACAGUUACCUUGACUUAACCUAUUGAGUUACCUGGUCAGCACUGUGAUCUUUUUUUCUCUCCAAAGGACCUGCGUUGGACAACAAUAAAGAAAAUUUAACCUAUCAUGCACUGUACACAUUUCCUGUUCAUAAGUUUGGGAUUUACAUGACCUGCGACCACCAUGUUCCUUUGUAUAUGAUGCAACAGCAUAAAUGUGAGCUUUUAUAUCAUCAGUUCUGGUCUUUCCAGUCACAUCUGGAAAUAAAGCGUAUUAUUUUCUUGGGAAAACAUACUUUUCAUAUCUCUUGCCCCAAAGAUUGGGCUGUAAGCCAUUUUCUAGCAAAUGUCUCUAUGAAGGUUUCUAAGUACCUGAAUGGGGUUCAAUUCUGAAAUCUUUCUACCUGUUGCACCGAUAUUCAAAUAAAAAUGACAGACACAGAAAGGUUCGGUAACUUUGGGUUUUGUAAAAAAUCAGCAGAGAGAGUGUGUCAAAAAGUGCAAAAAAAAAAAAAAGAUUCUGUUACAAAGUGAUUUUCUAAGUAUUUCCUAACUUUAUUUUUCAAAAUAAUGUUAUGAAAACCAAAUUUAAAGAUUUUUACAUGUUGGAGAGAAGAGAGUUAAAAUUUAAAAAUGCUUCUUGGGAGAGAAAUUUGUCUAUGUUUCUAGUGCCUUUCUUGUCUUGAUUGUAUGGUCAGUAGGCAAUCUUAAAUGUUUUUAUUUAAAAUAAAAUAUUCCAUGAAGAUAUAAAUGUAUGUAUACACUACUAAAUUUUGCAUUUAUAGCUAAAUUAAAUCAGAAGACUGCUUACGGUUUUUAAAUCGCUACGAGUUAAAGAAGGGGGGAAGCUAAUUAGAAAGCCCGGGCCUGUUCCCAUAUUGUGAGCAGGUGGCAAUGACGUGUACCACUUAAAUUAUUUUAUCAUCUGUUUGGUAGUUCGAUUUUAACUAUACAAUGAAAACAGCCAUGAAUACUUUGUUUUUAAAAAAAGAGAGUUUUGAAAAUGAUCACUUAACUAAAACUUGAAAGCUCUAAAUUAGUCAUCCAUACUCUCAUGACAAUUUUGUUGGUGAACAACAAAACAGAGAUCUAUUUCUUUCAAAUAUAUUUGUGCAGAAACUGCAUGGAACUCUGAGUUUUACUCCUAACAUGAGUAUGUUUGGGGAAGUAUUCUAUUCUGUACUUGCCAAUGUGGAGAACAAAAUAGUUUUUUAAGAAUGAAGAAGUAUAUAUAUCCAUUCUGUAUUUUACGCAGCAGAAUUAUCUUCCGUAGGGUUUUUUUGUGUAUUCACAAGGUGAUAUUUGUAUUGUAAAACAAUAAUGGUGAAGGAAAUAAAAAGGCUUUUAAAAUUUUGUUUGUUUUAAAUAUUUGUAAAGUUAUUAUUCCAGAGAGUAUACUGAUAUCUUAACAGCUUACCUAGAUCAUAAAUUAAUCAAAUGCACUUUUUAAUAAAACCUGAUACUUAAAAUAAA
This is a messenger RNA of Canis lupus familiaris (dog), 3941 nucleotides long. It is a transcript of the gene SGMS1, whose product is annotated as sphingomyelin synthase 1. NCBI's taxonomy places the organism in Eukaryota, Metazoa, Chordata, Mammalia, Carnivora, Canidae. The record is from RefSeq and is a predicted model, not a curated record. Gene Ontology annotation, molecular function: sphingomyelin synthase activity; ceramide cholinephosphotransferase activity. The transcript has 12 exons. Gene Ontology annotation, cellular component: Golgi membrane; endoplasmic reticulum membrane. Gene Ontology annotation, biological process: sphingomyelin biosynthetic process; ceramide biosynthetic process. Bases 1148 to 2389 code for a protein of 413 amino acids.